Molecule: messenger RNA, 234 nt
Organism: Fibroporia radiculosa
Lineage: Eukaryota; Fungi; Basidiomycota; Agaricomycetes; Polyporales; Fibroporiaceae
Exons: 5
Coding region: 1-234 (77 amino acids)
Biological process (GO): regulation of proteolysis; protein neddylation; modification-dependent protein catabolic process
Cellular component (GO): nucleus; cytoplasm
Molecular function (GO): ubiquitin protein ligase binding; protein tag activity
Source: RefSeq, a predicted model, not a curated record
AUGUUGAUUAAAGUCAAGACGCUCACAGGGAAGGAGAUUGAGCUCGAUAUCGACCCCGAUGACAAGAUCACCCGCAUAAAGGAGAAGGUGGAAGAGCAGUCCGGUGUGCCCCCGCCCCAGCAGCGGUUGAUUUUUGGUGGUCGGCAAAUGCCCGACGAUAAGACAGCGAAGGACUUCAAUAUCACAGCGGGGACUGUUCUUCAUCUCGUCCUAGCGCUCCGUGGAGGCUGCUAA